Messenger RNA from Phasianus colchicus (ring-necked pheasant), 4490 nucleotides. RefSeq names its product serine/threonine kinase 35 (gene STK35). The record is from RefSeq and is a predicted model, not a curated record. Gene Ontology annotation, cellular component: nucleus; cytoplasm. Gene Ontology annotation, biological process: protein phosphorylation; negative regulation of G2/MI transition of meiotic cell cycle. Lineage: Eukaryota; Metazoa; Chordata; Aves; Galliformes; Phasianidae. Gene Ontology annotation, molecular function: ATP binding; protein kinase activity.
AUGCGCCCCGCCCCGCCCCGCGCCGCGCUCCCCCCCGGCAGCGCGGUGGUACGGCCCGGCGCGCCGCGAUUGGCCGAGCGCUUAAAGGGGCCGGCAGGGCGCGCUUUUCCGCCCUCCGAUGCGGCGGCGCGUGCCCCCUCGCCCGCUCGGCGCUGCCCGGCGCGGCGCUCCGCGGGGCCAGGCGGGCGAGGGGGGGGGCGCGAGCGGGGCUCCCCCCGCGGCGCUGCCAUGGAAACGGCGGACGGCGGCCGCCGAGGGACACAAAGAGCGGCGCGGCGGCGGCGGGCUGCGCGGCGCGGCCCCAUGGCGGCGGCGGUGGUGGUGGCGGAGGAAGAGGAGGAGGCUGCGGCGGCGGGCCCGGGGCCGGGCGGUAGCGGCGCGGGGGCCCCUCGGUACCGCCUGCUGGCCGAGAUCGGCCGCGGGGCGUACGGCGUGGUGUACGAGGCGGUGUCGAGCCGCAGCGGAGCUCGGUUGGCGGUGAAGAGGAUCCGUUGCGACGCCCCCGAGAACGUGGAGCUGGCGCUGGCCGAGUUCUGGGCGCUGACCAGCCUGAGGCGGCAGCACCCCAACGUGGUGCGCUUCGAGGAGUGCGUGCUGCAGCGGCACGGCCUGGGGCAGCGCAUGAGCCACGGCAACAAGCGCAGCCAGCUCUACCUGCGGCUGGUGGAGACCUCCCUCAAAGGUGAGAGGAUCCUGGGCUACGCGGAGGAGCCUUGCUACCUCUGGUUCGUCAUGGAGUUCUGUGAGGGGGGGGACCUCAACCAGUACGUGCUCUCACGACGGCCCGACCCUGCGACCAACAGGAGCUUCAUGCUGCAGCUCACCAGUGCCAUCGCCUUCCUGCACAAGAACCACAUCGUCCAUCGGGACCUGAAGCCAGACAACAUCCUGAUCACAGAGAAGUCCGGCACCCCGGUUCUCAAGGUGGCUGACUUUGGGCUCAGCAAGGUCUGUGCUGGUCUGACAGCUCGAGGCAAGAAAGGUGGCCACGAGAACAAAAAUGUGAAUGUGAACAAGUACUGGCUGUCUUCGGCUUGUGGCUCUGAUUUCUAUAUGGCCCCCGAGGUCUGGGAGGGGCACUACACUGCCAAGGCUGACAUCUUCGCCCUCGGUAUCAUCAUCUGGGCCAUGAUUGAGAGGCUCACCUUCAUUGAUGCUGAGACCAAGAGGGAGCUGCUGGGGACUUACAUCAAGCAGGGGACUGAGAUUGUGCCCGUUGGGGAAGCGCUGCUAGAAAACCCAAAGAUGGAGCUGCACAUCCCUCAGAAACGCAGGACUUCCAUGUCUGAGGGGAUCAAGCAGCUCCUGAAAGACAUGUUGGCUGCUAACCCGCAGGAUCGACCUGAUGCCUUUGAGCUUGAAACCAGAAUGGACCAGGUUACAUGUGCUGCUUAAAUUCAGGGCAGAGCACUACUGUGCUUUGCAGCUGGGUUUAUUUACCAGGGACCCAUCAUCUCUAUUACGUGCAACGAGGGGCGGCGAAGAUAAGGGAAUGUGACAAUACAAAAGAUCCUUGGUCUUCAGGAUCUCUGGCAAUGUGAAAUGUUUGGGUGUUUGUUUUGUUGGUGAGCAGUGUUUUGGGGGCACAGAGGGGCUGCAGGGGCGCAGGCUGGGCACUGUCGUGCUCCAGACUAUUGAAUGAGAUCCAGAGCACAGAGCUGCCCUGCCCAGCCCUCCCCAUGUCCCCCUGCUCUGCAGUUGGGCUUAAUAGGAGUUAAUAGACAGCUGUGGUCUGCUGCCAAACAGGAUUGCUGAGCUCAGCCAGGCACAGGUUGGGAUUUAAAGCUAUUGUUUCCACCUAGGAAAUGGGUUUGCAGCUGGAAUGCAUUGCUUUAGAGGUGAAUCUUACAGAGCGUGUGUUGCAAGUAGUAGAAUGUCUUCAAUGCCAGGCAGCUUCUGGGUAGGUGCAUGCUGCCUGCACUAGAAACAGCUGGUAGGUAUAGAGUAGCAUAAGUUGGAAAGGCACUGGGGAGUCAGCACUGCCCUGCAAGGGGCAGACCUUUGUCUCCCUAAUCUGGGUGUUAAUAGUGAUGUCUGUUAGGGGCACGGAGCGCAGGGGCAGUGUGUGGUACACUUUGUGUACAAGAGAAAAGGAAAACAAUCCACUACUCUGAGCCAUUUGAUGCCAAACUUCAGUUGUGAGGAAUGGUGCUUGGGAGAGGAGGUUUGGCCUCAGUGGCUCGUGGGCUGGAUUCUGGCCUGCUGUAAAACACUUCUUCCUUCUAGGUAACUGUCUCAAUAAAGUAAAAGGCUGGUUGGAGUCGCUUGGUUGUAGUCAAUACAGCUCAGGUAAGGAGACUGGAACCUCAGGCCGAUCAGUUAACACUCAGUCUCUUUGCCUGUAUUGUAGCAACACUAACACUCUGGGCUGUGCUGCUUGUCUUCAGACAUUGCUCACUGUAAAUGCAGUGUACAGCACCACCUCUUUUUCAACCUCUGGGGCCUGGACAAGCUAAAAUGCUCCCUGCUGAGCUGACAGUGUCAGCAUCAGUCUGGGAGGGUAGCAUCACUGCCACUGUUCAGCCCCCACAGCACCAGGGCUCAGGCAGAAGAGGGUCCCUUGGAUCCCAAUGUCCCCACAGCUGUUGGCAUUGCCCCUACCCUGGGCAGGGUUAGAUGGCCCCACUCAUGCCUAGCAUUGCCCCAAGGGCCGUGGUGAGCUGAGAACUGAUCUCUCUUGUUCACAGUACAGUGUUAGUGCCCUACUCCAAACCUUUGUGCUUCCACCCAGUAGAGCUUUUGUUGCUUAUUGACUGUUGCAACCCAUCCAUGGCAUGAACUGGUGCAUGCAGAAGGCUCUACUACCCCCACCCCAUCCUGCUCAUGGUUUACUCUUCUGGAAGGGCCCCUUGCUGGGAGAAGUGAGCUUCCCAGCAGGAGGUCUGCAUGCAGGACAUGGAGGUGGGAGGUGAGCACUGGGGAAGUACCCCCUUCUGGCCCAUUGCAGGUUCGGGCCAUCUUCAAACCACACAUCUUCACCUCAGCUUUUGCAUUUCAGAUGUGUUUGUAAAGCAGCUUGAUGUUAGCGAGCUAGACCGUAGUGCCUUACUUAGGAGUUAGCAAACACUUCCGAGGACAAGCCCUAGGCUGCCAGCCUUUGGCCAACGUGGAUGUUUCCCUGUUAAUUUGCCCUUUUCAAAGCAUUUCUCCCUGAUGAUUUUGCUGCUGUUUGUGCUCGAUUUCCUGGACUGUAGAUGAAGCUGCCUUGUGUUUACAGCUCCUAGCACCUCUCCUCCAAUUGCUUUAGCCCAGACCAAACUUGUUCUGUGGAAUGAGGUGGCAGCAUCGGGUGUCUCUCCCCACCUGGAACUGUUGAGCAUCUUCUGCAGGCUGAACCCUGCAGAGGGAGUUUUUGGCAUUGGGCUGCAUCGCUGGGAAUGUUCAAGCUUAGGAUAUCAACUCCAAGGCUGGGACCAGGGCAACUCCAUCUCCUGGCUGGAGCAAAGCAUCCAGGUAUGGAGGGGGUUGCUGUUAUGGGGGGGAUCUGAGUGCCCUCCUGCUGCCCUUUGGGCUUUGUGGGGUCCGAGCUGAGCCCAGCGCUGGGGGUGAUUGUAUGAAACUGUUUACUUCUGACUGCUGUUUACAAGAGGGAGGAGGGUUGGGGGGUGGGGAACAAGCCAAGCCUCAGGAGGAUUGGGGAACACAUUAUCUGCACCAGCCUGCAGCAGGGCUGGCUGUCAGCACCAUGUGGGUGUGCUGGACUCUGCAGGCAGCAUCAGUCUGUGGAGUGGAGAGCAGAGGGGUUAGGUGAGCUCCCCUGUGCUGCUGUGUUUGAGGCUUAAUGGUGCUAGUGCCAGAUAAGAGUUACCCUUGUGGUCUUCCUUUACUCCUCAGGACCCAGCUCCUUCACAUAUCAGAGGCUCCCAGAGCCUUCCUGGAGCAAUAAGAUUUUAAACAAGCAUUUACCAUCAUUGUGGAAAUCCUCCGUUGUGUGCGUCGUAUGUCUCCUCUGUAUGCAGUACUGAGGCUGGGUUUAAGCCUGCUGAUUGCCAUGGGAGGAACACGAGCUGCAUGCUCCAUGCUGCAGUGUGACAGUGCCACGUCCCACCUGUGGGGCACGGGGACACCCCCUCCUCAUUGACAGCAGAAGGCUUAAACCCAGACUCCAAAGUAAAGUUAAUAAUACUUGGUAAAUGAAUCUGUAUUACUUCCCUUUUUUUUUUUCUUGCACAUAAGCUGGUGAUCUAGGACCUAUGUGUGAACAACUUUAUAUAAAUAUUUUUUGUACUUGGUUUACUUGGGUUGGUAUGAGACCUUCUAUUUAAGUUUUGAACACUGUGGAUACCCUGAUGUGUAUGAGUGGCAGAGGCUUUGUAAAUUAAGAGACGUUUGUGUGAAUAAAGCUGUUUGAUGGGGUUGAAAAGCCACACCAUUUGAAACUGAGUUCUGUGCAUUUGUUCCCAGCUGUGCUGUUGGCAACAUAUUUGUAUGGGCAGGACUCCCCACACAGCUGGAGGGGGUUACAUCCACCAGGGUUGGACUUGAAGAGC